This is a messenger RNA of Micropterus dolomieu (smallmouth bass), 3567 nucleotides long. It is a transcript of the gene iqch, whose product is annotated as IQ motif containing H. The transcript has 21 exons. NCBI's taxonomy places the organism in Eukaryota, Metazoa, Chordata, Actinopteri, Centrarchiformes, Centrarchidae. Gene Ontology annotation, molecular function: protein binding. Bases 112 to 3222 code for a protein of 1036 amino acids. The record is from RefSeq and is a predicted model, not a curated record.
CGUGGUUACAUGAUUCCUGGUUUGGUUAACUUUAGCUGUUUAUGUCUUCAUUAUGAUACCCUUACAAAUGUUUGAGUCAUAUUAAAUAUAACGUACUAAAAAUACUAAAACAUGUCUGAGACUCUUAAAAGCGAGGAUAAGUUGGGAGCACUUUUACAUGAGGUUCAAGAUGAUUUGAGACAACUCAAAAGCAGUAUUGAGAAAAUCACUAUCAGUGAGGGGGGGGAAACACUGGAUUUUAAGGCCUUGGACACUGUCAUUCGCAAGACAGAGAGUAGCAUCAGGAAAUGUGCAGAGGAUUAUCUGAAAACUGUGACUAAGCAGCUACUGGUUCUUCCAAGCAUUGAAGCACUAGACAAAAAGACAGCACAGAUCCCAAAAUGGAAACCCUCUCUGGAGAGUAUCCCAGAUGUGCGUCCACAAAGGGAAGACCUUCCAUGGCUCUCACCUGGGGAAAAGCACAAGUCAGCAUUAACCAUGCGUGUGCUGUGUAAUCCCACUCACCCAAACAACAGAGCUGUAAUGCACCAGAAAUUUGGGAUAUCACUCCCUGAUAUUUACAAGAGGAGCACAAAUGUAGCAAAACAUAACAGAAUAAUCACUGGCCCUGUGGUGAGUCUUCAGACCACUGAAUCAAAGGGACAGCAUAACCUGGCAAUGCCUGAAGAAGACUUACGGAGAGUGCCAGAUACACGUUUGCUUCAUAUGUCGAUCCAGCACAAGGCUGCUUCUCUUCACCCCAGAGACGAUUCAUAUUCUUCUAUAGGUCUGAAGUCCACGUGUCACAAGCAGUUGAAAUGGAAAACAGAACCUAGAUCCGCCUCCGAAACAUUUGGCAGGGAAUCCACACCCCUCUGGACCACCAAGACACCGCCUCCCUCUCCCAAGAGCACGGAUCACAUGGGUAUGAUCCAAGGCACCAACCGUCUUAUCCCUAAAAGCCUACAGAAUAUACCUGUAAACAUCAGCAAAUAUCCCUUUACCAUCAUAAAGGGCCAGGUCAACUCAGUGGCAACAGAUUUCUGUCACUUCAAGCAGAGCUUUAGCUUGUGCUGGAGCAGUGUGGUAGAUGCUCUGGAGGCCCUUGAAAAGCUGCUCAGGGAGUUUGCUGUGCCUCUGGCCAACGUGAGUGGGGAACGGCUAGUGGAGUUUGGCUGUAGUUGGAGUAAUGGUUGGAGAAAGGCUCCUCCAGUGAUAAGCCUCCUCUCAGUGCUUGAAAACUGGGAGGAGGUAUUGGAUCUGGUCUUACGCCCAGGUCAGCGCUACAAGGGAGAAGGAGGCACUGAGGCGGCUGUCAUCCAGAUCCAGACCUGCUGGAGGCGCUACUUAGCCCGGACAGCCUACCUGCACCACUGCCGGCGCAAGUGGGCAGCAGGGACCAUUGCCAUCUCAUGGUUGAUGCACACUCAGAUCUGUCGUGUCAGGAAGGCCCUUCAGGCCCGGCGUUUCAGACAACUGGAGAAUUUCCGUAGCAGAGCCCAGCAUCUGGCAGCCAACUGGAAACACAUCCAGUCCUCUAAGAGGACCAUUAUCCACAUCCCUUCAUUAGGAUACUCUCAGUGCCAGCGACUCAACUUGCGUGGAUAUGCUGUCCUGCAGAACAUACAAAUUAGCAGACUGUGUGAUAUUAGAGAUAAAAAUGUGGAGGUGAUCUAUGUAUGUCCGCGGCAUCUUGGAGACGACAUCGUGCACUAUUACACCAGCCUCCUGAAGUGUGAUGGAGCAACAGAGGGGGCUGAUGCCGGGGCCACUCAGGCCUCAUCCUGCAUGAGACGCUUUAUCAUCCUCACACCUGAGGCUGUAGAUUUUUUCCCGACCCGUAACAUGUGCCUGUCCACGCUGCUAAAGUACAGUCCACGCACCCUGAAGCGCAUCAAGAACCUGAUCCAAGGGAAGCAGACCUACAUUGUGGGUGGAGUGGCCCAUGUGGAUGAUCUGGCAGUUGCGGAUGAGCUCGGAGUGCCAAUCCUGGCUCCAGAACCAGCUAUUGCACAGAUCUAUGGGACCAAAUCUGGAGGGAAGAGGAUCUUCUCCGGGGCAGAGGUUGAUGUACCCCCUGGUCAAGGAGACAUCUACUCGCUAAACCAGCUUCAUGAAAUACUGGCUGAGCUUAUGACUCAAAACAUUGAUGUGCAGCGCUGGCUCUUCAAGAUGGACUCUGAGCAUGGUGGCCGAGGUACAGCAUACUGUGAUAUAUGCCAUCUUAGCUGCUAUAACUGGGCCCUGCAGGAAUACCAUCGUUAUGGUCCUGAGCUAUGGAACACAAAAUGGAUUCAGGAGUCUGUACUGCUCAGAUAUUUAGAUGAGAUCCCAGCGUGGCUUGCCCGUUACGCCUGGCCUGCUAAAACCUCCUGCUAUCCCAACUGGGCCUGCUUCCUGAAGUCCUUCCUCAGGCAAGGCGGUGUGGUGGAGGCCUACCCACCUUCAGACAGUGUCACCUGUCUGACAGUAGAUCUGCUACUAGAGCCCGGGGGUGAGGUGACCAUGUUGUCCUGUGGAGACCAGCUUCACGGCUCUUGUCAACUGGAAGCUAUAGGCUCCACUGUUCCUCAGACCUCUGUACACCCAGAGACCUUGCACUCCAUCUGCAUGCGUGUGGGCCAGGCCUGUCUACAACGCCUUAUUGUGGGUUAUGUCUCGGUGGACCUGACUACCUUUCUGUACCACAACACCAUGGAGCAGAAGGUGUGGGCUAUUGAUCUGGACCUUACAUACAGUGACCAGCUGGCCAUGACCCAGAUGCUUCUGAUGAUGACUGGAGGAACGCUGAAUUGCCGCGCAGGCUGUUUAGAAGUGCCAAUGCCAAUCAGAGACAAAUGCUGUGAACACCAGAUUGCACCCAAACCUCCUGUGAUUAAUCGUUAUGCAGUUGUUGGGAGCCACUUGUUUCACUCCAACCUUUCCAUGUUAUACCAUAAUGUGUUCUUUAUGAUGUGCAAGGCUCACGGCAUAGGAUUUAACAUGAAGAAGAAGCAAGGCACUGUUUUUGCUCCUUAUGACAGCAGUGAGCGAUGCAGUAUUGGAAUGAUAACAAUCGCAGAAGAUCUCCAGGGAGCUCUGGUGACCUUUGCUCGGAAUCUGUCAGUUAUUCAUCAGGAAAUAUCCUCCUCUAAAAUGCAAGGAGAAACCAAUUUUAAGGAGCUGAUCAAGGACAUAGAAGAUGUACUGCAGAUGACUGUUCAGAACAAGAUGCGAGCGGUGGACGAUAAACCUGCCACUUAGACAGCAGCUUCACUGAUAAACUUGCAUUACGCUCGUCAAGUUAAGUCUUCGUGUAUUACCCAACUUUAAUGUCAAAUUACUCUGGAGAUGAAUCAAUGUUGAUCAAACAAAGAUAGUCAAAUAAAUUCCUGAAAAACAUUGUUAGAAUCUAGCAUGGACAUUUAUAAUAACUGGUUUUGUGAGUUGUGUUAACUGCUUGACUAUAAUUAAAAAUUGGAAAAUGACAACCAUUAAAGACGUACAGUAAACUAUGCACAAGGUAAUUCAACUGUGGAGUCUGUAGGCUUCAUUCAUGAAUGUAUUAAGUAUUCUUGCAAUGACAUAAUAAAAAGCUGUUUUAUUUUG